Messenger RNA from Rhipicephalus microplus (southern cattle tick), 613 nucleotides. RefSeq lists its product as uncharacterized. The record is from RefSeq and is a predicted model, not a curated record. Gene Ontology annotation, cellular component: extracellular region. NCBI's taxonomy places the organism in Eukaryota, Metazoa, Arthropoda, Arachnida, Ixodida, Ixodidae.
UGCUUUCUUGCGGUGGUCGCUGCUGCUACUCGCGAUGGCGGCCCUGGCAGCGCUGCUCUUGGUGACGUCCGUGGAAGGCCGAAGCGCCAAGAUGCAGUGGCCGCGGUUCGCGUACUGCAUCAGCCGGAAAGCGGGCCCAUUGCUGGCUACGCCCAGUGGACGCUGUGCCUCCAGAAAGAUGCGCGGACAGUUCAAUGCCAUGAAAGCAGCAAACUGCGUGAAUUGCGACAAGUAUUUCCAUUGCAUGGCCAACUGGCUGGCGAUUCACAAGUGCAAGGGACGGUUCAAACGGAAAGUUGCCACAGUCAUCAGCUACUGCAGGGAGUACUCGCAGCGUGAACCCCCAGCUCAAAGACGUGGGGAUGAGGCCGCAAACCGAUAUGGCCGGUCCGGAGGAAACUGCGCUGCGCGCUAUUUACGACGAAACAAAUGCGCCUACAAGCCGAAAACGAAGCAGUGCAAGUGGUGAACGCGGAAGUCUCUCGCCAGGGAAGACUGAGGCGACUCGCUUCUUCGUCCAUAACAAUGUGUGUUCCUGUCAGAACCCUCAUAAAUACGUUUGAGCAGAAUAAACGAGGGAAAGAGCGUAAACGUAUACCUGUAGGUCAACUUA